Molecule: messenger RNA, 5099 nt
Organism: Pseudopipra pipra
Lineage: Eukaryota; Metazoa; Chordata; Aves; Passeriformes; Pipridae
Product: serine/threonine-protein kinase pim-2-like
Exons: 5
Coding region: 1585-3222 (545 amino acids)
Biological process (GO): protein autophosphorylation
Cellular component (GO): cytoplasm
Molecular function (GO): protein serine/threonine kinase activity; ATP binding
Source: RefSeq, a predicted model, not a curated record
CCCUUGGCUGUUCCAGUGCCUGGCCUGGGUCUCCCCACACGGGGUGUCCCCCCCAGGUGCCCAAAUCUCUGCUGAAGUGCCUGAGCUGCUCCCAGUUGGAGAUGUACCCGGGCAGGAACCUCUCCCGGUCGGGGCCGUUCACUCGGCUUUUCCCAGGACCUGGAACAGCCCUGGGUGUGCAGGGACACAGGUCAGGGGGUGCCCCCCCAGCAGCCCUCAGCCCCCCCAGCAGGUUGGGAGCUCAGGGGGCCACCCCGGACCCCCCUUUCCCACCCUCAUCUGCCCCACAGCUGCUGCAGCACCAGUUACUGGGUGGGGGAGUCCCCCCAUCAGCCCCCCAGGGACGGACAGGGGGCUUGGGCACCUGUGCACAAUCGUCACCAGAGCAAGCACACAAAGGGUUACAGAAGCAGUGGACAUUCCCAGGGCGGAUCUGCCCCCUCCCAGAGCCCCAGGGAACCGCUCCAGGGCUCAAGUGAUGGGGGACAGGGGAGACCCAUGUGGGAACCCCCUGCCCUCUGUCCCCCUGCCCACUGUCCAACACCCCUUUUCUCCCCUCUCCCACCCCUUUCCCAUCAUCCCCACCGUCCCCAGCUCCCCCCCAGCUCGGUUUGGGGGUGUUUCUUCCCCGUGCCCUGCUCGGUUUCACAGUCUCAGCCCCCUCCUCGCUCACUUUGGAGGUCCCAGCCCCCCUUUUCUCCCGUUCUCCCCCCUUUUCCCAUUGUCCCCUGAAAGGCAGCUGUUAAAUAUUGGGUGCUGAAAAAGCUGCUCCAUCGUGUCCAUUCCAAAUUAAGCCUGCAUUUCUUAGGAGGGACUGGCAUCCAAAGGGCAGCAAGAAGAGUCUUCUAAUUCUCUUCUGCUUGAUCCUCUCUGCAGCCGCCGAUUUUCCCUCAAACCAGGCGGGAAAACAGGACCAGCCCUGGUGUGGUCGGGGAGCAGCGCUGACCCCAAAGGGCUGCAUUUCCCCUGCCGAUCGUCCUGCUCUGCCCUCCCCCGGGGCUGGCUCUGCCUGGCGCUGGCCGGACGUGCCGGGGCUCCUCACUGAGCAAAGCCCUUGCCAAAGUUGAGGGGCAAGUGCCGAGCCCGGCUGGCCUGGGAGGAAGCGACAGCAGCGCGGGCCGAGCGGGCGGGAUGGGGUCCGAGCAGCGGCGGGAAGUUGCAAACUUGGCAGCCAAGAAGUUGAACUAAAGUGAAGCAGCUCCAAAAGGCCGUGGUCUUGGCGUGGGGGCGGGAGGAAGGGGAGCUCCGUGACUGCGGCCGGGGCUGGUUGGGAGCGGAGCGGCCGGGGCUGCCCCCGGGGCUCGCGGGGGCCAACGGGGAACGGACAAACGGACCAACGGACCAACGGCCCCUGCGCUUCGGCAGCAGCAGCGGCGGCAGCAGCGACUGUAGCGACGCGCUCUCGCUCUGACUCUUGUUCGGGCUCUCCUUGCUCGAGCUCUUCGUCCUCCUCUCCCUCUCCCGGUGUCCCGCUGUCCCAGUGUCCCUGUGCCGGUGUCCCAUUGCCGGUGUCCCUGUGCCAGUGUCCCACUCCCGCUGUCCCUGUCCCGUUCCCGGUCCCCCCUCCCCUUGCCGGCCCGGCCCAUGGCCCCGGCCGUUCCCCUGUGCCGGGCGGGGCCGCCCCGUCCCCGGCCCUGGGCGGCCCGGCGCGGUCUCGCCCUCGCCCGGCUCCCGGCGCGCCGGCUGUGGCGCUGCUGGGCGCUCCUGUGGGGCUGGCUGUGGGACGGGCUCGGCCUCGCCGCCCCUUGGCUCCGCCUGGCUCGAGCGCGGCGCCUGCCGGGGCCGGCGGGGGCCGCGGGCGCCGCGGCCGCUGCCGCCUCCUCGGCGGCUUCCCCGGCCAGAGCUCCGCCGCUCGCCAGCCCGGCCGCCGGCAGCGAGCCGCCGCUGCCCGCUGCGGCUGGGGAAGCCCGGCCCGGGCCGCUUGAGGGGCGCUCGGGGGCCGUGCCGGGCCCCGGCCCCAGCGCUGACGGCCACGUCUCGCCCGCACCGAAGGCCAAGGAGCCGCUGCACGAGCGCUACCGGCUGCAUUCGCUGCUGGGCAGCGGCGGCUUCGGCCGCGUCUACGCGGGGACCUGCCUGGCGGACGGAGCCCCGGUGAGUGCAGCAGGAGGAGGAGGAGGAGGAGGAGGAGGGCGGGACGGGCGGCGAGCUCAACCCGCCCUUCCCCUCGGCUUGCAGGUGGCCAUCAAAGCCGUGUCCCGGGAUGGCAUCCGGCGCUGGGGCGAGCUGCCCGACGGCACCCGGGCCCCCCUGGAGAUCGUGCUGCUGGACAAGGUGUCCAAUGGCUUCCCUGGGGUCAUCCAGCUGCUGGAGUGGUUCGAGCUCCCCAACGGGUUCCUGUUGGUGAUGGAGCAUCCGGAGCCGUCUCAGGACCUCUCUCGCUUACUGAGGGUGUGGGGGUUCCUGCCGGAGGAGAUGGCGUGGGGGCUGUUCCGCCAGGUGCUGCAGGCCGUGCAGCACUGCACCAGCUGCGGCGUCCUGCACCGGGACAUCAAGCCCCAGAACAUCCUCCUCCACCUGGCCAGCGGCGAGGCCAAGCUCCUCGACUUUGGAUGUGGCACCUUCCUUAAGGACACGGUCUACACCCAGUUUGCAGGAACACUGUCAUACAGCCCGCCAGAGUGGAUCUACCUCAAGCGCUACCACGGCGAGGAGGCGACCAUCUGGUCCCUGGGCAUCCUGCUCUACCAGAUGGUCUGCGGGAAGCACCCUUUCCGCAAAGGCCCCAACACCAUCUGGGCCCAGCUCCCGUUCCCAGCACGGGUCUCUCCAGGUGGAUACCAAUCUUUGUGGCACGGGGGGAAUAACGGUGUUGGGAGAGGGCAGCGGGCUCACGAGGACGCCGCUCUUGAAGCUGUUUGUGUCUCAUGGGUGGCUGGAGGAGGUGGCCUGUGUCCUGCCAUCCUGCUCUCCUCCAAAAGGGAGAAUCGAUGGAGAAGUUUGGGCACAGCUCUGAGCACAGCCAGCACAGCCUGGGCACGUGGACAGUGGGACAGAGGGGACAGGAUCCUUCUCCAACUGACCGGCCAUUUUCCCCCCAGGCUGCCAGCACCUUAUCAGGUGGUGUUUGUCCAUCCGCCCCUCGGACAGGCCAGCACUGGAAGACCUGUUGUGCCAUCCUUGGGUGCAGGACAUUCCCCGGCCCUAGAAGACGGGAGAGAUCCACGUGCUCCCUUUGAUCCAGGGGCCUGGCAGACAGCUGGGCCCUCGGCAGAACGCUGACAGCCUGGUCUGGCCCCCAGGGAAGGAGAAGGGGCCUCUGCAGAAGCUGUGCCGGGUGGGCCUGCUGCUGGAGACAUCGAGGACGAUGUCAGGGAUGACAAGCUCUCAGCUGACCUGGACGCCGGCGAGCUGAAGAGGAUGGACUUUGAUUCUGGCCCCUUCCUCCAAGCCGUGCUCCACACGCCGUUUGCAGAUGAGUCCACACCCAGGGGGUGCUCCCGGACACGGGCAUUGCUCAGCCUGGCUGGGCACCGAAGGUUCCCCCUUUGCUGAUGGGGAACCUGAGGAAUUCUUCAGCCGGCUGCCAAGCUGCUUCUUGGCAGGAGGGCGGGCGGGUGCUCUGGGCUGGCUGUGAAAUGGGAGCCCGGCUCUGCCCCCAGCCUCUGCCACUGCCCCUUUGCUGGGCGGGGCUGGGGCAGGGGCAGCCAGCCUGCCAAAAACAAACCCCCGUGGGGGGAGCAAAGGCGGGGCUGCAGAACACCAGCUGCUUUGGGCUGCAGGCCACGAAAGGCUUGGGCUGCCUUGGCUUAGGAGCCUUUCUUUGGGCCAGUGCAGCAGGGCAGGGAGAAGGCCUGGGUUUUCCUCAGCUGGAGGAGGGGGGGUUUUCCUUUGGCCUGCAGGGCUUGGGCCUUCCUCAGAACCCUGACAGAAGGUUAACAUUUUACCUUUUUUUCUUGUUUCCACUUUUGGUUUGUAAUCUCUGUUCAUGAAUUUGUUGUUUGUUUUCCAGGGAAGAGUUGGAGCUGGUGCCCAGUCCGGGUUGGGAAGGGCUGGGACCAUCCCUGGAGAGGAUCUGACGUCCCCUCUGAGAAGGCUGAGGACAUCCUUUGGGACACGCUCUUCUUGCGGCAGCAGAUCUUGGGAGGUAGAUGCUCAUCUUGCCCGUCUUGUCAGCAGCAGUGGGAUAAUGGCUUUGGGGAGAUGGCAGCAGGCACAUGAACAUCCCGCUCUUGCAGCUGCUGAGGAGGUUGAUCUCCUGGGCUUGGCUGGAGGAGGUGGCACCUGUGUUGAGUAAUUGCUGAAAUCCAAUCGAUCUGGGAUGACCCCAAAUGACAGUUUAGUUUUCAGCUUGCUCGAGCUGUAUCUCAGCAGCUUUUGGGUAUCAUUUUUGGCCCCCAGACAGGACACCUCUGCCUGAUCUCCCGCGGAUCCGAGGGAUCUCUGGAUCUUCACGCCAGCACCAGGACUUUGCUGCAGAAGAGCACAGAUCCCCAGCCCAGUCUGGGACACAGAACCUGUGAAAGGGCAGAAAGAUUGUGGUGUGAAUGCAGCGCCCUCAGAGCCCUUGGUGUGAGCCGGGAAAGGAAAAUCAAGCUGAGGGACAAGAUCAGUCUAAUUUGGGGACAUUGUUGGAGGUUGGAGUUGCAGUUCUGGAAGAAAUCCCUGAGGAAAUGGUGCCCCCGGGGAGAGGAAGAGGACGAGAGCAUGGGCAGCCUGCUUCAAACAUCCCCCCAGGAGACUUGGGAGCAGUCCCUGUGCAUCCUGUAAGAAAGAUGGACACUGGAAAUGGGAUUGUCCGCAAUCCCCCCAGAGAACCCUGAAGGAGACCCCAAAGGACCAACUAAGGACUUGCAAUAGGGGGGGUGACUGUGUAAAGUAAAGUAACAUCUAUGUCUUAAGUAAGGGAGAAUAUCUAAUGAAUCUGGAAACUGUGUGUGUCGUGUAAAGCCCUGUGUGGCUGUCACUGAAGUGCUGAGGCUGAACAACAGGCCCUGAGCCAAAGCUGAGCUCUAGAUGAACCUUCCAACCUAACAGUCUGUUUAUCCCUGUAUUUGCUCCUUAGCUAAAACUGUGUAUGUUUGUUGGUCAAAGAUGCAGUGUGGAAAGACUCCCCGUGUACCUGCCCCUGAACAAAAUAAAUGUGCUUCUUAGUGAGA